Striga hermonthica is the source of this 1869-nucleotide messenger RNA. The record is from the annotation of a GenBank genome assembly. NCBI's taxonomy places the organism in Eukaryota, Viridiplantae, Streptophyta, Magnoliopsida, Lamiales, Orobanchaceae.
AUGGCUGUUCUUCCGGUGAAGGCUUUGCCGGUCGGAUACAGAUUCCGGCCGACGGACGAGGAGCUGAUAGACCACUAUUUGAGGAACAAAAUCAAUAGGCGUGACAAGGAAGUCAGUGUGAUUCGCGAAAUUGAUAUUUGCAAGCAGGAGCCCUGGGAUUUACCUCAUUUGUCCGUGGUAGAGUCUCACGACAAUGAGUGGUUCUUCUUCUGCCCAAAGGAUAGGAAGUAUCAAAAUGGUCAGAGAUUGAAUAGAGCAACAGAAAAGGGUUACUGGAAAGCCACAGGUAAAGAUAGAACCAUAAAAUCCCGAAAGGGUAAAAUCGGAAUGAAGAAGACUUUGGUUUUCUACAUUGGUCGUGCGCCCGAUGGCAAGAGGACACCCUGGGUGAUACACGAGUAUCGCGCCACUGAUAAGUCACUUGAUGGCACACAUCCCGGUCAGGGUUCCUACGUGCUCUGCCGUCUGUUCAAAAAGCCUGAUCUGAAAAAAGAUGAAGAUGGCGAACAUUCAAACGUAAAUGAAGUUGAUGAGAUUCCCGUGUCUCCUAGUGAAUUUAAAUUCUCUGCUGAAGACGAACAAUCAGAGUCAGUUACACAUAUUUUCGGUGGUUCCACCGGAAUGCAACGUUCCAGUGUCGAAAGCCCUGCAACUUUUGAUUCCAAGAAGGACGUUGUCGUGACGCCUUUGCCUAUUGACUUGCAUGUGAAUAGCUGUGUUGCUGAUGAGAUGGAGGAAAAUGUGUUGAGCACAACGUCUAUUCAGUCUAAUGCAGAUCUGGAAAAAAUGUUGGCGGACUUUUGUCACCCCAUGCAGCAAACAAUAUUCUCUCCUUUGUACUCACAGAUGCAAUCGGAGCUUGAAAAUCCAUACGUGUACGAUGGUUUUACUGGGGACAUUAACCAUAGCCAGCAAAAUAUCCCUUUCCAGUAUGGAUCUAAUGCCACAGCUGAUAUUACUGAGUUUUUGAACUCGGUGCUUAUUGAUCCUGAGGAUCAGGGUUUUGGGGGAAGCUUCUCAAUGUUGCCCCUUGAGAGUACUAAGCUCCAAUUGGCAAAAGACAGUAAUUCAAGUUGUGAAUCAGAGGGUGAGGUGUGGCAAGAUCAGUUUGAUGCACGAUGUUUAAUGAAUCACGAUGUGAUUGAGGAAAACAGCAACCAAGAGUUCUCUCCUUUCCAGAGCGAAGUUACUUUCGAUACCGAUAGUUAUGACCAUGGGAACUUGGGUUCUGCUGGCAAUCAUAUCCCAAAUAAUUUGCCAAAUAUCGAAAAAACUGUUGAUUACAGCCCUGCUACAGGGGACCGUGGUUCUGGCACUGGAAUUGUUAUUAUGGCUCGCCAGAAUUUUAAUCAACCUUCUGUCCAGAACUUGGCUGACCAGGGAACUGCACCUAGAAGAAUUCGGCUGCAGAAGAAGUUUCAAGUGGGGCCCGUGCAGUGCAGCCUUCCUAAAGAGUCCGCUGAUGGUGAAAUUACGACCCGUGAACCCGACCCUUCUGAGGACAAGAAUGUAGCUGAGGUACAUAAACCAGACGAAGUGAAGAAAUCAAGCUCUGAGGAAGCAAUUAAAGUCGAACAACCUCAUGAUUCAGCCACACGUGACAAUGUUGAUGCUCCUUUGGCCAGCUCGAAACGCUUAUCAACAUCUUUAGUGUCAGCUUCUUGGUACAUGCCUAAAGUAUUUGUGGCCAUUAGUCUUGUAACCAUGUUAGUCGGGAGGAAAAUCGACAAGAAACCUGAAAUCAAGAAAGAAUUCAACACCAACGCCCUUAUUGGCCGUCAGCUCGAUGAGGUCGGGGUUUUGCCAGAGAACGGGUUUGGUUGCUCGAUUCGGGUCGGAUUUACCGCCCGUCGUUGCUCUGCUUGCUGA